AAUCAACCCCACCAGGCCACCCAAUCCCCUCUGUCUCUAUUAUUAUUGUGGUUCGAUCGUCUAUCUCUUGUUUAGUUCUUAUCUUCAUCUUUUCAUUCAAUCUUUUAGCCUCUGUAAACCAGCAAAUUUUGCUUUCAUGGGGCGCCCAACAAAUCUUAGAGACAUAAUAGGGAUAAUCAAAGACAAGGCUUCUCAAAGCAAAGCAGCCAUAAUCUCUAAACCCAAAACCUUGUCUCUCCACUUAGCCCUCCUUAGAGCCACAACUCACGACCCAUUUACUCCUCCACACCCAAAGCACAUCACCACUAUGCUUUCCUAUGGCUACAGCUCACGCGCCACCGCUGCCGCUGCAAUUGAGGCCCUUAUGGACAGGCUGCAGUCUACCCAUGACUCCUCCGUCGCUAUCAAGUGCCUUGCCAUCGUCCAUCACAUCAUCAAGGAUGGUAGUUUUAUCCUCCAAGACCAGCUUUCUGUUUAUCCUUCAACAGGCGGCAGAAACUACCUCAAACUUUCAAGCUUUAGAGAUAACACCACGCCCAUAGCUUGGGAAUUAUCUUCAUGGGUUAGAUGGUAUGCUCGAUACCUUGAACAUCUCUUAUCAACCUCAAGGGUUCUGGGUUUCUUUCUCUGUUCAACUUCAAGCACAGCAGAGAAAGAUAAAGAAGAAGAGAAAGUUUCAGCACUAACAAACCCUGAUCUUCUGAGAGAGAUAGAUUCUUUGACGAGCUUAAUGGAAGAAAUAUGCAAAAUACCUAAUUCUUUGCAUAUGCAAGGUAAUGAAUUAGUGCAGCAGAUCAUAAAUUUGGUGGGAGAAGAUUAUUUGUCAUCAACAAAUGAAAUCUCAAUCCGAGCAGAGGAGUUUAACCAAAGAAUGAGUUGCCUGAAUUUUGGUGACUCAGUUGAGUUGGAAUGCAUAUUGAAAAGACUCGAGGAUUGUAAAGAGCGGCUUUUAGCUUUACCCAUUAAGAAGAAAACAUUGAUUGAGAACCUUUGGUGUUUUAUCAGGGAAAUGAAGGGAAGGGUUGAGAAUGGAAAAGCAUACAAAGAGGAGGGAAGAUUGCUGCUUAAGCACGGUGGAAGUGAGUCAGCUCGUUUUGGAGAGCGAGUUCUAAGUUACGGUGACUCAGUUAGGUUUUCGUCUGCAAGAUUUGGGUUGAAUGGGUAUUCGUUGGCGAUUGUAGAAUCAGUAGAAUCAUGUGCAUGAUGAGAUUUUUCUUAAUUUUAAAAGAAAAGUGGAACAUAGUUUGGACAUAUUCAAAAUUACGCUUGGUCAAAUUAUGGUGUUUGCAUAUGAUAUUUUUCUUGUAUAAAUAAUUCAAUACACGAUGUAUAAGUAGAUUUCAUCUA
This is a messenger RNA of Hevea brasiliensis (rubber tree), 1347 nucleotides long. Its product is annotated as putative clathrin assembly protein At4g40080. Bases 137 to 1204 code for a protein of 355 amino acids. Gene Ontology annotation, biological process: vesicle budding from membrane; clathrin-dependent endocytosis; clathrin coat assembly. The record is from RefSeq and is a predicted model, not a curated record. Gene Ontology annotation, molecular function: 1-phosphatidylinositol binding; clathrin heavy chain binding; SNARE binding. The transcript is spliced from 2 exons. Gene Ontology annotation, cellular component: clathrin-coated pit; clathrin-coated vesicle. NCBI's taxonomy places the organism in Eukaryota, Viridiplantae, Streptophyta, Magnoliopsida, Malpighiales, Euphorbiaceae.